AUGGACCGGAAAAUCCGGGCCGGAUAUUUUUUUCCAACGUGCACACUGAAGCUUCGCUUUUACUCCGAUUUGGAAUUUUACGUUCGACUCUUUGCCGGCAAGAAUCAAGAAGGAAAGUCAUCGAAUACUCUUAAAAGGAAGGCUUCUUCUGUUCCCGGUAAUUUCCCUCAAUCACGGACUGAUAUUUCUGACACAAAUGGAGAUAUCGGUGAACCAAUGGAUGUACGCAGGAGGCGAUACUCUUCCUUCUCGAGUCGGAGAACAUUCUUUGAAGCCAAGCGGAGGGUCGAGUGCGGGGGAAUCUCAUUCUCCAAUGGGGAAUACUGCCAUGCCGUCCAAGGUAAUUACUUCUUCAGUGGCCCUUCCCUUCCUGACGCGAUUGAACGUUACAAAAACAGCUCCGCAGGCACUUCUAAGACUGAAGGUAUUGACAUGCCCUGGGAACACAAACAUGCACACGAAAACUGUCACGGGGUCGAGUGGGAGGACGUUUGCUGCUCGCCUCAACGGCUGGCCCCCCGGGAAGCCCCACUUUGGCGACGGGCCAGAAAUGGAGCCAAUGGUAUGUUAUAUGACACGCCUUUCAUCUCAGUGACGACGUGUAGUAUCAAAUCCUUCAUCGAAAACGUCUGCUUGCCAUCCGAGCUUGGAAAGCUUGACAAAUAUACAAGCAUUAUUGCUCAUCUGAGGGAUCCAUCAAGUGAAAAUCUGUCGGUAGAGAUCUCUUUUACCGUUUUCAUCUCUAACAUUCGUACCCAGGAAUGCGCGAACUCUAAGACCGCCGUCUUGCCCGAUAUCGACGAGAUGGAGUACACCGCCAGUGCCUUAACUCCACUGAUAUUCUUAGGAAGAAACGCGGGCAUGCUGCUCCGUCAUUUUCCUACUGCCCAUGAAGAGAAGUACCGCCUGCGGUGGUGCCAGACGUAUCCAUGGACCGGAACAGUGUGGGGAAACACUCAUACCAUUAUCAACUCGAACUUCCUCUGGAUGAAGGUCAAGUUGCCACGUACGGACGUCCAGCUUUUAGUUACAUAUAAAGCUAUGAAGCGAUUCAUUCUUUCGCGAGAUUCCGCUGAAGGAUCUCAAAGACGGCGUGAAGCCCAGAAGAGGCUAUACGGACGGGGUAUUAAUGCCAAUUGCGUAUUCUACGUUAUGCCGAUGGACCAGGUCGAAUUGAGGUGCAUGGGGGUGGGAUUUGGCUACGAUGAAGUCAUCUUUGCACACAGAGGCAAACGCGAACUCGUACGCAGGUCAGGUGGGACUCGGGCUUCGCUAGCGCAGGCCGACGCUGAGAUGAGGGAAUUCACCAAAGGUACAAUAGCCGAGCUUAUUUGGAUGGAGAAACAGAGGUUCAAUGGAUAG
Molecule: messenger RNA, 1362 nt
Organism: Guyanagaster necrorhizus
Lineage: Eukaryota; Fungi; Basidiomycota; Agaricomycetes; Agaricales; Physalacriaceae
Exons: 12
Coding region: 1-1362 (453 amino acids)
Source: RefSeq, a predicted model, not a curated record